GGGUGGUCUAUCAUUGACCGCCUUUUCGUCCUGAAUGGGACAUUCUUUAUCGUUACUGACGAUCCAGAUCGGUUCCCAGCCAUCCGUAUGAUAGUGUCGUCUGGUUAUGAGGUGCACAACGGCGCCGAAGAGGUAGCCAAGCGAGAACCAACCGAUAAGGACAUGCAAAUCAUCAGUACGAAACGUGCUAAAACUUUGUUUCGGCGAUAUGCCAAUCGCCUUGAUGGUGUCACGUUCUUAAACAAUGAUCCGCCCCAAUUCAUCCAACACUACUAUCACUUUUCUGCGGAACUUUUCUUCGGGCUCUGGCGGACAUACUCGUCCCUCGACACCCGUAUCACAGAAGAUGGAAUAACGUCGCUACCUGCUCCGCGACGUUUCAUUUUUACAAAGACCAACGAAUGGCGGGACUAUGCGAACAUGAACCAAUACUUGGUCGAAGGUGCCUUUCCCUCGAUGACCAUAGAAGGCGCAUAUGAUUGGGAAGACCGCAGUAAUAUACACAAACCAUACGUCUUCGACCGAGUUGUUUUGGCGGACCGUGGCGCAGCAAUGAGGGGUGUCGAAUUCGUCGCGACAGAGAGAACAGCUUCAGAAGCAUUCGCAUUCCCAAGCAGCCGUCCAUGGUGGUCGCCAGUACGCUCCAAUGUCGUAGAGUUCGCGGGACUGAACCGAAGUGCCGGGGCCGGCACGUUGGGGAAGCCUGUCAUAACGUAUAUUUCUCGUCAGGAUUGGGGGCGGCGCAUGUUACUGCCCGAAGCUCAUGAUAGUCUGGUUGCUGCCUUGAAGGGUUUAGAAGAAGAGUAUGGUUAUGAAGUCAACAUCGUGUCUAUGGACAAGUUGGACCGUCACGAACAAAUCCGCCUCGCUGGACGCACAACGAUUAUGUGUGGUGUUCACGGCAACGGUUUGACAUCAUUGCUUUGGAUGAAUCCCACGCCUCGAGCCACCGUUAUUGAGUUCUUCUAUCCAGGUGGUUUCGCUUACGAUUAUGAGUGGACUGCCCGUGCUCUUGGGGUGAUCCAUUAUGGCUUCUGGGGGAAUAGGUCAUUUACGAGUCCCAAGUUACCACCGGUUGGCUAUCCCGAAGGAUUCCAAGGCAACGAGAUACCACUCGAUGGCCAGAAAGUUGCAGAACUUAUACGCUAUCGACUGGAAUUGGAGGAGGAAGCGGAUGAUUAG
Molecule: messenger RNA, 1182 nt
Organism: Cantharellus anzutake
Lineage: Eukaryota; Fungi; Basidiomycota; Agaricomycetes; Cantharellales; Hydnaceae
Exons: 6
Biological process (GO): protein O-linked glycosylation via mannose
Cellular component (GO): endoplasmic reticulum
Molecular function (GO): protein O-acetylglucosaminyltransferase activity
Source: RefSeq, a predicted model, not a curated record